Rhizopus microsporus ATCC 52813 is the source of this 3315-nucleotide messenger RNA. Its product is annotated as ARM repeat-containing protein. The record is from RefSeq and is a predicted model, not a curated record. Gene Ontology annotation, cellular component: cytoplasm; nuclear membrane. The transcript is spliced from 9 exons. Gene Ontology annotation, biological process: protein import into nucleus. Gene Ontology annotation, molecular function: small GTPase binding. Bases 97 to 2850 code for a protein of 917 amino acids. Lineage: Eukaryota; Fungi; Mucoromycota; Mucoromycetes; Mucorales; Rhizopodaceae.
AACAGUUCAAGGUCUACUUUAAGUAAAAAAGAAAAAGACAAAAAGACCUAAAGAAGAUCGCUUUUUGGUAUAUUGCUUCCUAACCAUCAAGUGCAGAUGGCCAAUUUGGAAUCUGCAGCUGAAGUGCUUAAAGCACUCCAUGACCUUUAUGAUGUGGACAAUUCAGCAAAUAAGAAAGAAAUUACUCGCUUUUUAGAACGGUUUCAAAGAAAGCAUGAAGCUUGGGCAACUGCUGAUUACAUUUUAAAAAGUGACAACUCAAACGUACAGGCUUAUUUAUUUGCUGCACAAACCCUCAAGAUCAAAAUUGUAUCCGACUUGAUUGAUUUAGACGCCACAGCUCGGUUACAAUUACGCGAUUCGCUUUUAGGAUUUCUAUGCACGCGUGUUGGUGAGAUCCGAGCUGUAAGAGUUCAGCUAUGCCUUGCAUUAGCUGACCUGGCCAUUCAGAUGCUGGAUUGGAAAACGGUGAUUCCUGAUCUCACAGAAGCAUUUGGUCGAUCACGAGAAAAGGUCACUCUCUUUCUUGAGAUACUCAAGGUUCUAUCUGAAGAAAUGGAAAGCAACUCGAGAAUACCUUUAAGUAAUGAAGAGUAUAAAGCAAGAGCAAAAGAGCUCAUUGACGACAACGCCGAAGAAGUCUUGCAGCUACUGAAUUCGUAUAUGCAAACUAGUGGAGACGAUGUUGAACUUCAGGAGCAGAUAUUUAGAUGCUUGGAUAGUUGGAUUUAUACAGGAUCAAUUGACAUCAAAUCGCUUGUGGUCAGUCCCUUAUUCGGAUUUGCAUUUGAGGGACUUGGUUCUGAAGAGCUAUUUGAAGUUUGCUCUGAUGUCAUUGUCGAGAUUAUAAGGGAAACGCGUGAUGUGAACGAAUAUAAAGAAGUGAUAGAACAGAUUUAUCCACUGUUUGGACCUAUGCUUAACAAAUUAAGAAUAGCCAUUGGAGAUGACAAUGACGAGGCUGUUGCUGGCUAUUGUAGAAUAUUUACCGAAGCAGGUGAUGCAUAUGUGACAUUAAUCGCCCUACAUCCUGAAGCAUUUGGUGUACUACUUGAUGGUAUUGGUGAAUGUGCAGCCUACAAUGACUUUGAAGUGGUAGAGAUGACUUUCAAAUUCUGGUACGAGUUGACAAACACCCUUAUAAGCGAAAAAUAUCAAGCAGCCAUACCACAUUUAGCGCCCUACUUUGAUACACUAGUGGAUAUCAUGUUAAAGCAUCUUCAGUACCCUCCCGAUGAAAACGUCAUGACAGCAGAAGACAGAGACGAGUUCCGAGACUUUAGACAUCAUAUGGGCGAUACAUUAAAGGACUGUUGUCGUAUUCUAACGCCUCAGCGCUGCUUAGCAAAACCACUUCACUUGGUUACCAAUUUACUUGCUCAACCUAAUGCGACUUGGCAACAAAUUGAAGCGCCUAUUUUCUCUCUUCGUUCAAUGGGAUCCGAAGUUCCGUCAGACGAAAAUGAAGUGAUGCCAGCCAUUAUGGAAAUGCUAUCAAAACUGCCCGACCAUCCAAAGAUUCGCUAUGCUGCGAUACUUGUUAUUUCACGCUAUUCAUUCUGGACAAAGUAUCAUUCUCAGUACAUCACAUAUCAACUAAACUUCAUUUCUUCUGGAUUUCAGGAUCCAGAAGUAGCUGCAGCUAGUGCGCUUGCUCUUAAACAUCUUUGCAAGGACUGUAGUAAGCAACUUGUAGAGUACAUCUCGCAGCUACAAGUAUUCUAUGUCAACAUUAUUAGAACGCUUGAUUACCCUGAUGAUAAUGAAGUAACUGAGGCUAUUUCACAUGUACUUGCUCAGCUUCCUGUGAAUGAAAUUCAAAAUGCAUUGCAAAUAUUUUGCCUGCCAGUCGUCCAGCAACUACAUGAGCUUGUGACAAAAGCUCAAAGCGGUGUCUCGGUUACUGAUGAUGUUAAAAGCUAUGUAAAAAUUGGAGACACUGCAAUGCUGAUUAGUAUAUUCUUCAAAGUCAUUCAACCUGAAGUACCGCUCGGCCAACCUCAUCCAUGCAUUAAUUUUAUCAAUGAACUUUGGCCCGUGUUUGACCUGACACUAACUCAAUUCGGCGGUGUGAAUACGAUCUGCGAGCCUCUAUGCAAAUGUUUUGUUGAAAUGAUUCGUUCUUAUCGUCAGCAUCUUUUGCUCUUAGUUCCUCAAAUUAUGGAACGUAUGGUGAAAGCAUUUGAAGCAACUGGUCACGGAGUGUAUGUGUGGGUAGCUCAGAAACUAGUAGUCAAUUUCAUUCAACAACAAGAGAUGACUGGCUUGUGCUGGGAACUUGUCAAAAAGAUGAGCGAAAUCUUGUUUAUAAAGCUACAAACAGUGCCACUUGAUAACAUUUCCGCAGCAAUAGGAGAUUACUUCAAACUGAUCACUUGUAUCUUAAAGGAUAGACCCGAGUUACUUCUGCAGGACCCUGUGUUAUUAUCGACAGUGUUUAGAGCAGGUUUGGCUGGGUUGCCGAUGAAAGAUAACGUCAGCUUGUUGGAUACUAUUGCAUUUUACCGUGAAUUGGUGGAUAAUCAUCUACUAGUCGAUAUCGUACUUGGCUUAUUUAAGGAAUUUGGAGGAAAUCUGAUAUCACUAUUGAUGAACGGAAUGCUAAGCUACUUUUCCUCGGAAGUAACUGAUGAUUCGGUGAGAUUGGUGGUAUCGCUAUCAAAAUCACUGCCUAAUGAAUCUAUCCAAUGGAUGGCAAGUGUUAUGGAUCAAGUACCUAUGGACUAUACAAGCGUAGAAAAGAAGAGCGAAUUUAUGAACAAGUGGGCAGCGGCAAUUCAUGAGCAGCAAUUUAAUAAGCUAAAGUCUAGUUUAUCAAGGUUUAUAGCCUUAAAUGAAAGAGAUACUUAAAAUAAAUUUUAUUUGCUUUUUUUAUCCAAUCUUCUUGUGAAUUAGGUCAUAUGACUUUGUAGCUCUUGUUGUACAGUCUAACUUGAGGUUAAGCACGCCACAUUACGAUAUACAAUAGUGCGUCUUUUUCUCUUAAUUUUGUUCUAAGCUUUCUUUUUGUCUCGAGAAUACGGAUCAGUAAAGCACUUGAAUAGCUAACACUGGUACAAGCAAUACCGAAUUUACCUCUGGAAUUAGAAUGUCUGUAUCACACACUCUCUCUGUUUGAUGAGUCUAUGUAUAAUAUUUUAAUCAACCUAAUUGUCUCGUGGCGAGUCUCUCAUCUCACAUACAAUUGCUGUUCUUCGUGUUUAAUGUUUGUUUCAAUCAUUUUAUCCUGUUUCUUUUUUACAUAUUGACCUAUUGAAAUUCGGGCUCCGCAGUCAGAUGAAUUUAAUUACUAUUUUAUAAAAAUAAUUCUUUUUC